Messenger RNA from Drosophila serrata, 772 nucleotides. RefSeq lists its product as uncharacterized. Lineage: Eukaryota; Metazoa; Arthropoda; Insecta; Diptera; Drosophilidae. The record is from RefSeq and is a predicted model, not a curated record.
CUUUUGCAUUUUCAGGGGCACAUACGAUCUAUUUUCAGGCUUUCUAGUGUGGUGAAAGGGUCGGCAAGGAGUUUGCGGCAAUUGAGCGACGGCAUCAACUCUCAUCUGCGAGCCCUUAACACAAUGGCAACCACCCAGGAGAUUGCGGAUGGAAUGCUCAUAUCCCUGGUGUCCUCCAAACUGGAUAAGCAUACCCAGGAGAAGUGGGAAGAGGGAUUGCCUACCAAUAAGCUGCUAAAAUGGACGGAUAUGGCUGCCUUUUUGGAGAAGAGAUGUCGGAUGAUGGAAAACAUUGAAAAUGCUAUGGUAACCCACACACCUAGCAACCAGAAUCGCGCAGAUUCAAGAAAGGACCAAGGAUAUGGCUUGGCAUCAUAUAUCGACCCACUACAACCCGGCUGUCAUAUUAUCCAGAGGAUGUACUCCGCUCGAACUUUUGGAUUCGACGCUGUGGCGUGAGGGCCCACCAUUCCUGCGGACAGACGAAGCUUGCUGGCCGCCUCAUACGCCUACUCUAGUAGAUGUGCCUGAACGCCGCCGCCUCGCGCUGGUGCUGACGCAAAGCCAGGAUAUUUCGUAUGGCUGCAAGUUUCAAAAUUGUUUUGGAAAGCUGCAGCGAGUCUUUGGCUACAUACAUCGGUUCCUAAUGCUAAAAGCCAAGGAUGAGCCACGACGGCGAGGACCUCUUACAGUAGACGACAUCAAGGGAGGCACGCAUCUGCUCAUCAAGGGAAUCCAGCUCAUCAACUUUGCUGAGGAGUAUAAGGCCCUG